This is a messenger RNA of Acanthosepion pharaonis, 2049 nucleotides long. The record is from the annotation of a GenBank genome assembly. NCBI's taxonomy places the organism in Eukaryota, Metazoa, Mollusca, Cephalopoda, Sepiida, Sepiidae.
AUGCCUAAACGCAGCAGAAAACCCGGAGGCGUUUAUAUCUAUCUAUCCCUGUCUGUUCAUAUCUAUCUAUCUAUCUAUCCCUGUCUGUUCAUAUCUAUCUAUCUAUCUAUCUAUCUAUCUAUCUAUCUAUCAUGGGAAGAGCUGAAGAGGAUCACCCGGAACCGCAUCCGUUUGUCGAUUUCGCUGCUCUGUCUCUCUCUGUCUCUCUCUGUCCCUCUUUCUCUUCCCCCCUCCCUCUCUCGUCGCGCCAUAGCCUUGCAGGUGGUGGGUGAUUAUAGCUCUCUGUUUUUCUGUUCUUUAUUUUUCUUUUUCAUUUUUUUCUUUCUCCUCUCCCCUUCUUCAUUUCCAUCUCUUCCUCUCACUCUCACUCUCCUUUCCCCUCCUGCUCACUCUUUUCUUCUCCCUCCCUCUCUGUUACUCCCACUCUCUAUUUCUCGUCCUUUCUCACCUCCCAUUCAUCUCUCCCUUACUCCCACUCUCUCACUCUCUGUACCUCCUUCUACCUCUCUUCUUCCUCUUCCUCUCUCUUACUUACAUUUUCUCUUCCCCUUUCUCUCUCACUUUCCUAUUUAUCUUUCAUCUUGCUCAUUCUGUUCCCCCUCUUUCUCUCGCACUCUCUCUUCCUCCUCCUCCUCCUCCUCCUCUUCCUCUUCUCUCUCUAUUCUUCCUUCUUUACCUCCCUUGUUUUCUCUCUCUCGUGUUGUCACUCUCGCCUUCUCUUCUUAUCUUCUCCCUCUGUGGUUCUCCAUCACCUCUCCCUAUUCCUCUUCUUCUCUCCUUACUUUUCCUCCCGCUGUCUUUCGCUUUCUUCUUUCUUUACCUCCUCUCUCUAUAACUCCUCCUCCUCUCUCUGUUCUUCCUUUUUUCUCUCGUUUUUUUCACGCUCUCAUCCUCACUCUUCUUCCUGCUCUCUCUCUCUUUCUCUCUCUCUCUCUCUCUCUUCAUUCUUCUUUCUUUUCCUCUCUUGUUUUUCUUUCUCUCUUCUCCCCUCCUCACUCUUCCCUGUCUUUCUCUUUCUUUCUUUACCUCCGGUUAUGUGGCUCUCCCCCUCCUCUUUCUAUUUCUGAUAUUUCCUGUACGGAAUAUAAUACUUUCUUUCUUUCUUUCUUUCUUUCUUCACCUAUCGACAACAGGCUGAAUUUCUUGCUGGCUUAUAUAAACACUAUUCUUUCUUUCUUUCUUUCUUUCUUUCUUUUUUUUCUUUUUUGUUUAGUUCUUUCUUUCUUUCUUUGCACACUUUUCUUUCUUUCUUUCUUUAUCUUCUUUUUCUUUUUCUCUUCGGCUUUAUCUUCUUUUUCUUUGCUGAAUUUCUUCCUGGCUUAUAUAAACACUAUUAUUUCUUUCUUUCUUUCUUUCUUUCUUUCUUUCUUUCUUUCUUUCUUUCUUUCUUUGCACACUUUUCUUUGCACGCUUUUCUUUGCUCAUUUUUCUUUCUUUCUUUGCUCCCUUUUCUUUCUUUCUUUAUCUUCUUUUUGUCUUCGACUUUAUAUUCUUUUUCUUUUUCUUUGUCUUCUUUUUAUUGUUGCGGGCAACGUACCGAGUUUCUUUCGACACUUGCGCGUGCGCAGUGAGGCUUCCUUUUUUCUCGUUUCCUUUCUUUGCUAUAUUCCGCUAAGACCUGUGUUCAGCGUCGUCUGUCUCAGUCAUUCUCUUGUCUUCUUCAUAUGUCCCUUCUUUCUUCUUCAUUCUCUUUCGCGCUUCUUUUCCUCUUUUUCUUUCAUUUCAACCUCUUUUUGCUUCAACCUCUUCUUUCAAUCGUCUUUCUUUCCUCGUCGUUCUCUUUCUUCCUCUUUCUUCCCUUUCCUUCGUCUUUCUUGCUUCUCUAUUCUUUCCUUCUUAAUUUUUUUCCUUAAUUUCAUUCUUUUUAAAAUUCUCUCAUUUUCUUCCAAUUCUUUUAUUUAUUUAUUUUUUGUCUCUUCUUCCUUGAUAAUUCUCUUUCUUCUUUCGUUUGUACUUGCCUUCUUUAUUCCAUCUUUCUUUCUUUUUCCUUCAUCCUCUUUUCUUUUUCUCAUUCUUAUUUCUUUCCUUCUUUUUUUUCUUCUUCUUUAG